UCAGGAUAUCAUUACUUAAUUGUAAUAUUUAAUGUGUUGUUACAAAUGGUUACAAAUAAAUAAAUAAAAAUAAAUAGUAGGCUAUAAAUAGACUCUGUGAACUGUGGUGAUCGGAGCACCUUUAAUAUUAACCAUAAGUAUUCAGACAUGAAAAUGUAUGAAAGAAAAUCUGGGGGACUUAUUACUGUGUCAUGAUGAAAUUGUUCACAAGAGCACAAAGUUCCUCAUAAAUGAAUAGAUGAAGUGAUGAAUUUAAUUUUAAAAUGUACAACAUAUUCUUUGGUGGAGUAAGCCCCUGGAUCCCAGAAAGUCGGAGGUUCACCCACUACAAGUCCUGUGUGAAACAUCACUAAAUGUGCAUUUUUUUGUUAACAGUAGGUAUUUACUGUCUAGUCUUGGUCUUGACUUGGUCUUGGUUUAGGUGGUCUUACUUUUGUAGACAUUUAGUGUUUGAUUUUGUCAACUUGGGUCCAAACGCACCAAAUUUGUGACACGAAAAUUACUCAGGUCCAACUCAAGUGACUCAACCAUUCAUCAACCAUUUCAAAGUUAAUCCAUAAUCAUUGCCCUGCUUUCUGUACCACUAAACAAGUAUUUGAAACUGGGCCUAUUUUAUUUUUUUUAUUUUUUUUGCUUUCAUUAUGAUUGUAACCAUAAAGAAAUUAAAGAAAUGAGGGAAGAGAGGGCACUUUAUGUUGGAUGGUUCAGCAGGACCUUGGUUUAAAAAAUAGCCCGUUGUGAAAGGAGAGAUGGACAGGUUUAUUAAUGGAGGAGGACUUUGUUUGGUUGUUGCUGCCAUUGAUUAGAGGUAAUAAGUAACUACGGACACAUCAACCAUGUUAUGUGACAGAAGAAGUGAAGGUAAUUUGGAAGAGAAAGGGAAAGCAUGUCACUUUUUUUUUUUUUUUUUUUUUAGGGGUGGGGGUGGGGGUAGUGUCGACCGCCUCCUCUGACAGACGCGGCGUGGAAGACGGAUCACAGCAGUCAGGUAACGGACACCGGAGAGACGCCAGAGAGUAAACAGGAGCCAUGAUGUGCAUAUCUGAACACAGUGACGCAAUGCUACGGUAGCCUGAGCGUGCAGCUUGCUAUUGGUUCUAUUAUGCGGCAGAAAAAUCACACUUCUAAUGAACGACCUAAUUAAGAAACAACCCCCUCCACACACACACACACACACACACACACACACACACACACACACUACUUAUUUAUACGCGCGCGCACGAGUGCAUGCGCAAACCACCUUCACACAGAGACACAAAUAAGACUUAAAUGAUGGCGCGUGCAUGUUGAUCUCCCCCUGCUACAUGGGAUUUGGUCAAAACUUCAGUAAGAGAAGAAGAAAUGUGUGCGAUGAUUGUCUGGUUAUGUUUGAUGUGUGUGUGUGUGUGUUUGUGUGUGUGUGUGUGUGUGUGUGAGGAGGGGAGAGAGUAUUGUGUAUGGGACGUGUGAGCGCGCGCGCUCAGCCAAGGGAGGCGCGCACUCGCUGUUAUUGAGGGGAGAGCAGGUGCUGGCCGAAUUACCAUACAGCUGAGGGGGGAGCGAGAGAGAGAGAGAGAGAGAGAGAGAGAGAGAGAGAGAGAGAGAGAGAGAGAGAGAGAGAGCAAACUUAUUCCUUCACCACACACACAAUAACAAAAGUUCCCCCUCAUGUUGGCCACGCGAGCGACUCCGGUGCGCGCGCGCCCGCUUGCACACACAUACACACACUGCUAUAUACAUACACACACACACACGCGCUUUUUUUUUUUUUUUUUUAUAUCUUAGCCCGGAGAAUGAGAAGAAGGGGAGAGCAAAAUGGAAAAGCAGCAGAGUCCAGCCCCUCAAGUCGUUUACCUCACCACACAUGCUCUGCCAAGGAAUGUUUUCUUUAGUCUUUUGAGUCGAUUCAAAGCAUCAAAUUCUUCCCACAACCAGAAAUACCAAAAUCUAAAAGGGUGUGUGUGUGUGUGUGUGCAAAGAAGGAAAGAAGGAGGAAGAGAGGAAGGAGGAGGAGGAGGAGGGGUGUAAACAAUUAACUGAGUCAAGGUUUCAACCCUGAAAUAUGUUUUUCUCUUUCUCUCACGUUUUGUUUUUGAGAUCUUUGAAUCUUUACACUGUUUUUUUGGGGGGGUGAUUUUUUUUUUUUUUUUUGGCACUUUAACCAAAAACAUCUUAAGACAGCUAAAAGACAAAGAGGUUUGUCCAGUGAGGCAACAGCUGGAGGGAUCAAUUCAACCACAUGUCAUCAAUAUCCUGUCAGAAGGGAAUCUGGCAGGUUGUUCAAAACUCUUUACAUUCUGGUUGAAUGCAACUUCUUCGUCUACAAAGAUUUGAUGUUCCUUAUUCGACUAAAAUACUUUAACCAUUUAAUUCAGAGGGAACUACAGUGUGAGCUCCAAGCAACCAGAAAAAGUCAACAUUAUUUCCUCCUAAUCCUGUAAAUGUUGGGGUUACACCCCCUAAGGAGGCUCUCCUAAACCAGUGAAUUCAUUUAAGGUAGAAACCAGCUUUAAUUUCCUUCAACAGGUUAUGUGAAGGAUAGUCAGUAAUCUGUGGGAGUCACACAGCUUUUCUUUUCAAGUUUCACUUCUUAUUUGGUCGGAAUACUUUCACACGUCUCCAUUUUGGGCUCAUAUAUUAACGCUGUACGUGCUACACUGCUGCUGGGGGUAAAGGGAGGCUGUUGGGGUACUUGCAUGGGAUCCCAUUGUGGAGAGCCGGGCCAGAUUGGGAGGUGAAGUCGAGAAGGAGGAGGAGGGGGGUCAAUUUGCAUGUUAUUACCAUAGCAUGUGUCAGGCCGUAUAUAACAGGCUGCAGGCGGCCUUGGCUGGAGACAGACGCACAGUUCACAGUGAGGAAAGACACUAGGAGGGAGAAGGAAGCAUGUUGGACCAGUGACAAAUCUGUCCCUGGGUUAGACCAAGACCUAGACACAAAAAGCUACUUCCUUAAAUUUGUCACUUUCUUCACACAAAAAAACACAACAAAACAAGGAACCCAUUCUUUUUUUUCUUCUUCUUUUUUUAAAUCUGUCUUUACGCAUUGGAUUAACGCUUCAUAACGGAACCGGAGGACUUUUGUAUUCACCACCGCGCACUCGCAUAAGUUCACAUAUCUUGUCUUGUGAUUUUAUUUUUUUACUUUGAAGGUUUGGGAUUUAUCCUUUUUUUUGUUCCUCGGGACAUGAAUGAGAGCGGCGUGGCUGACAGCCGCAGCAAUUGAUGAGAAAACCCCGUGAGGCGACAGAAACGUGCUCAAUGCAUCUUCCUCAGAGGGAUUGAACAGGAGGAGGCACCCGGAGGACAAGCCGAGCCCCGAGACUUUUUACUUUAUUUAUUUAUUAUUUAUUAUGUAUUUAUUUAAUAUGGGGCGCACCAUCCUGCUGACUCUCGCCGUCAUGUCCAUGUUGCUGUGCCAGGGGUUUUGUUCGGGAGUUUUUGAGCUGAAGUUGCAGGAGUUCUUAAACAAGAAGGGGGUGCAGGGCAACAAAAACUGCUGUAAGGGAGGCCUGACCUCUUCUUUCCAGCAGCAGUGCGAAUGUCAAACCUUCUUCAGGAUCUGUCUCAAGCACUACCAACCCAACGCCUCCCCGGAGCCCCCUUGCACCUACGGCGGCGCUGUGACGCCCGUACUCGGCUCCAACUCCUUCCAGGUCCCCGAUGUCAUCCCGGAGAGUUCAUUCACCAACCCCAUCAGGAUUAACUUCGGCUUCACGUGGCCGGGGACCUUCUCGCUGAUCAUUGAGGCAUUACACACAGACUCAAAAGACGACCUCUCCACAGAGAAUCCAGACCGCGUUAUCAGCACCAUGACCACCCAGAGACAUCUAACGGUGGGAGAGGACUGGUCUCAGGAUCUGCACACCGGCGGCAGGACGGAGCUCAAGUACUCGUACCGCUUCGUGUGCGAUGAGCACUACUACGGGGACGGUUGCUCUGUGUUCUGCCGGCCGAGAGACGAUGCCUUCGGCCACUUCACCUGUGGGGAGCGCGGGGAGAUUGUGUGCGACGCUGGGUGGAAGGGACAGUACUGCACUGAACCGAUUUGCCUGCCAGGUUGUGACGAAGAGCAUGGCUUCUGCGAGAAACCCGGAGAGUGCAAGUGCAGAGUGGGAUUCAAAGGCCGCUACUGCGAUGAGUGCAUUCGUUACCCGGGCUGCCUCCAUGGGACCUGCCAGCAGCCCUGGCAGUGCAAUUGUCAGGAGGGCUGGGGAGGACUUUUCUGCAAUCAAGAUCUCAACUACUGCACUCACCACAAGCCCUGUAUGAAUGGAGCCACUUGUAGCAACACUGGUCAGGGCAGCUACACCUGUUCCUGCAAGCCUGGCUUCACUGGGGCCAGCUGUGAGAUCCAGGUCAAUGAAUGUGCUGGAAACCCCUGUCGCAACGGAGGAAGCUGCACUGAUUUGGAAAACACAUAUACCUGCACUUGCCCUCACGGUUUCUAUGGCAACAACUGCGAGCUGAGCGCCAUGACGUGUGCUGAUGGGCCCUGCUCCAAUGGUGGCCGCUGUGCUGACAACCCUGAUGGAGGCUACUUCUGCCAGUGCCCCACAGGGUAUGCAGGGUUCAACUGUGAAAAGAAGAUUGACCACUGCACCUCCAGCCCCUGCUCCAAUGGUGCACGAUGUGUGGAUCUUGUCAACUCGUACCUGUGUCAGUGUCCAGAUGGUUUCACCGGCAUGAACUGUGACCACACAGGGGAUGAGUGCUCUACAUACCCUUGCCAAAACGGCGGGACAUGCCAGGAAGGUCUCAACGGCUACACCUGCACCUGCCCGCCGGGAUACACUGGUCGCAACUGCAGCUCACCCAUCAGCCGUUGUGAACACAAUCCUUGCCACAAUGGUGCCACCUGCCACGAGAGAAACAACCGCUAUGUCUGUGCGUGUGUUCCUGGCUAUGGUGGCAGAAACUGUCAGUUCUUGCUUCCAGAGCACGCUGCCAUCCGCGGGUCAGAGGUGCCCUGGAUGGCUGUUGGGUCCGGUGUGGCCUUGGUGCUUCUGCUGCUGGCAGGAUGCGCUGUUCUUGUUGGAUUUUUCAGAUCAAAAGCUCAGCGCAGCGGUCAAGUAGAAACAGUUGGUGAGGGAGAGACAAUAAAUAAUCUGACAAACAACUGUCACAGGAGUGACAGGGACCUGGCAGUCAGUGUGAUGCCAACGCCAGGUGUCAAAAAUAUCAACAAGAAGAUGGACUUCUGCAGCGGUGACCCUGAUGAAGGAUCUUCACCAGGCAGGAGCGGCUACAAGAGCCGCCAUCAACCUGCAGACUACAACCUCGUACACGAGGUCAACUAUGAGCAGGCGGCUAAAGAGGCCAUGCUGGAGGCAGCCUGCGAGGACAAGUGCCAAUCCCUGGACUCAUUUGAGUUCGAGGAGAAACGCAGCAAACGUUUAAAAUGCGAUGCAUCAGAAAAGAAAGCCCCAGAAAUGUCUGCAUGUGCGGACACCAAGUACAAAUCUGUGUUUGUGAUGUCAGAGGAAAAGGACGAAUGUAUAAUUGCAACUGAGGUGUAACGAGCCACCAAUGGGCUGCCCGUUGCUCAUUUGCUCUAUGGGAGAGUUUUUAUACUCCUUCAGAUGCUGCUCUAACCCUAGGGGGAGGUGUCCCGCCUUGAGACUGCUGCUGAUACUGAGACGUUUAACUGAUAUUCAGAGUGAGCUGGUUCUCUACUGGAAACUAAGCGCAGGCAGCGGCGGCCUGUGGGAUAAGAACUGGCGGGGUAAAAAAUAAAUAAAUAAAAAGAAAAAGUUUACGGUUGAAAGUAAACUGCCAUUUAGCUUUCUGUUCUGCCUUUUAUCGGGGAAAGGGGGUAAAAAAAAAUAUAUAAGCGGACACUGUCUCGUGGCGAUAACGUGUGAUGCUACGAUUUUUGUUUUUGCAACAUUUGCACCCAGGCCUUUUCUCUAACCCACACGCCGUUGCUGAGCGCAGGAACUGCAUCAAACGGUGGAUGUUUGGCCAUACUGGCCUGUUCUUCAUGAGGCUGUUCACAUGGGCUGUUCACCCAUCACUACACCUGUGAAGACUGUAUGUAUACUUGAUCACUGUGUUAACUGAAGUGCGUUUUCUUCCCUAAGCCCUCCAAACCAUUUAUGACAUAUUAUUGUUCUUUUUUUUUUGUUUCUUUUUGGGACAUGAAAACUUUGUCUUAAUUAAAAAAAAAAAAAAAUGUUGCUU
Molecule: messenger RNA, 6161 nt
Organism: Larimichthys crocea (large yellow croaker)
Lineage: Eukaryota; Metazoa; Chordata; Actinopteri; Sciaenidae
Gene: dla
Product: deltaA
Exons: 11
Coding region: 3332-5497 (721 amino acids)
Biological process (GO): multicellular organism development; Notch signaling pathway; cell communication
Cellular component (GO): membrane
Molecular function (GO): calcium ion binding
Source: RefSeq, a predicted model, not a curated record